This is a messenger RNA of Scaptodrosophila lebanonensis, 1462 nucleotides long. RefSeq names its product palmitoyltransferase ZDHHC16. The coding region runs from base 82 to 1227 and encodes 381 amino acids. The record is from RefSeq and is a predicted model, not a curated record. Gene Ontology annotation, cellular component: Golgi apparatus. Gene Ontology annotation, biological process: protein palmitoylation. The transcript has 7 exons. Gene Ontology annotation, molecular function: palmitoyltransferase activity. Lineage: Eukaryota; Metazoa; Arthropoda; Insecta; Diptera; Drosophilidae.
UUGAUGGCUACUUGUACAAAAUUCCCGUUGUUGCUAUCAACAAAAGUUGUUUUUCUUUAAAAUACAAUAUAAAAGGCCGCAAUGGCCCGCAUUACCUGGCGCGCGAAUUCAGCACAAAGUUUAGUAUCAAGAUGCCGGCUUCGAUGGUCGUACAUGAAACAUUGCUGGCACUCGCUAACUUUCAAUGCACAUAUGAAUGCUUCUUACGCUUCAGAUGUGUGCAUGACGCCUAUAUUUUGGUUUGUCGAUAACUAUACACAUUGUCUUGGACCGUUUUUUGUAGUGGGAGUGGCUGCUUUAACCACUGCUGUCGUCAGCAUAGCUUAUUGGAUAGGCUUGCCCUUUUGGUGGAAUAAGAGCCAAUUGGCUACAGUGUUACUGCUUAUCGUUGGGAACUGGUUGCUACUGAAUGUUGUAUUCCACUACGUCAUGGCUGUGAUAACGCCAGCGGGUUGCCCACCAGAAGGUGUUUCUCUAGUAGAGGCUGUCAGCGUGUGUAAGAAGUGCAUAGCGCCAAAGCCUCCACGCACGCACCACUGUUCCGUGUGCAACCGCUGCAUUCUCAAGAUGGAUCACCAUUGUCCUUGGCUCAACAAUUGCGUCGGCUAUGGAAAUCAUCGCUAUUUUUUUCUCUACAUGCUAUAUACAACAAUAGGUUGUUUAUUUCUAAUCAUGUUUGGCUUAGAGAUUGGGCACAAGUACCUUUGGUUAGAUCAUGGUGAUAAUUGGACGGAGACAGAACCGCUUGAGGGACAGCCAGUAAAAUUUAACUUGAGUGGUCAUAUAAUUCCAGUGACUCACCCUCACGAAUACGAUGAUAUUUUGCUACCGCCCGCCAUACACAAUCUUCCCACACCUGUUGUGGAUGCUGAGACUGCAUCGGCUGGUCGGAGGCAUGCUUUGUGGUUUAUGGCAUUUACAAACGUUGCUGUGGUCAUAGCACUUGGCAGCCUUUGCACGUGGCAUGCCAAGCUUGUAACGCGAGGGGAAACUAGUGUUGAAGCACACAUAAACGAGGCAGAGCGGAAACGCUUACUUCAGCAAAAUCGAGUUUAUAUAAAUCCCUACAAUUUCGGCGCCAAAAAGAAUUGGAAAAUUUUCUUGGGGCUUGUGCGUGGCAGACAAUUUUGGCGCACUGUUCUAUUACCAUCUUGGCAUAAACCUGAAGGUACCGGUCUUAGUUUUCACACUGUGCAUGAUGCACCCUCUCCAGAUGAGUGGCCAUAGCAAUUAGUUUGUUUGUGCUCGGACGAGCCCAAUCCAAUAAAUGCAGACUAAUUGAUUUAAAUUUGAUAUGGAGAGAAGAUCGAAACUGCAGUUCGCAUUGGGCUCUGCACACAAUUAUAAUUAAGUGAAUUAUAUUAGUUAAGAUCUAACUAUCACAGCCAUUUGUAUGUAGGAUGUCAAUUUAUUUGUAAACUCAUUUAAAAGUGUUUUGUCAUCCAAAUGUAUGUUCAUUUUA